AUGUCGAAAAAGGCGGUUGUGACUGACAAGGCUCCAAAAGCCCUUCCGGGAAUCUACAGCCAGGCCAUCGUGGCGAAUGGAUUGGUCUUCUGUUCCGGCUGUGUUCCGAUGGAUGCCGAAACCAUGCAAUUGAUUGAUGGAGAUAUCCAAGCUCACACGCAUCAAUGCAUCAAAAACCUGGGAGCCGUUCUCCAAGCUUCCGGGUCUAGUCUGGACCACGUGGUCGAAGUCAAUGUUUUCCUGGCUGAUAUGGGCGAUUUCGCCAAGAUGAACGAGGUAUAUACCCAAUACUGGGGCGAAGUGAAGCCGGCGAGAACAUGCGUGGCGGUAAAGACCCUGCCUCUUAACACGGAUGUUGAGAUUAAAUGUGUCGCGGUGCUAAAGUAA
This is a messenger RNA of Rhinocladiella mackenziei CBS 650.93, 387 nucleotides long. RefSeq lists its product as uncharacterized. Gene Ontology annotation, molecular function: deaminase activity. The record is from RefSeq and is a predicted model, not a curated record. Gene Ontology annotation, cellular component: cytosol; mitochondrion. Lineage: Eukaryota; Fungi; Ascomycota; Eurotiomycetes; Chaetothyriales; Herpotrichiellaceae. Bases 1 to 387 code for a protein of 128 amino acids. The transcript is spliced from 3 exons.